This is a messenger RNA of Rhizopus microsporus ATCC 52813, 493 nucleotides long. RefSeq lists its product as uncharacterized. The transcript is spliced from 2 exons. The annotation marks the transcript as partial. The record is from RefSeq and is a predicted model, not a curated record. NCBI's taxonomy places the organism in Eukaryota, Fungi, Mucoromycota, Mucoromycetes, Mucorales, Rhizopodaceae.
AAAUAAUGGAUCAUUUAAUUCAAGCAUACAAUAGUUCUACACAAGUAUUGAUUCCAGUUCUUCAAAAGAGAUCAAAGGCAUCUUACAUUACAGCCGCGAUUGCCUUAAUAAUCGCUCAACGACUGUACUCUUACUUUCGUGUACCGAAACAUCUACGUGGCUUCCCCAAGCUACCUUACUUUGGAAUAGCAAAGUCAUUGCUGACAAAAGAGUUACCAAGAGAAAGAGUGAAGAAAUACGUCUUACCCAUCAUUGAUGAACGCGAUGGGUUUUAUAUUAGUAAAAUUCCUUUUGGAUGGAUGCUCUACGUCGCUGAUCCUGUAGCAGUGAAGCAGCUUCUACUUAAAUCAAGUAUGUUAAUAUAGAGGCAGCUGGAUCACUGUUUUGUAUAUUGAAUGACUCUAUUUUAUAGGCGGGUUUCCCAAGGAUCACGGACUGAUAGAUGGUAUGGGAAAAACUCUAUUUAUAGACUUCAUUGGCAAAGAUAAUGUAG